This is a messenger RNA of Meloidogyne enterolobii, 666 nucleotides long. NCBI's taxonomy places the organism in Eukaryota, Metazoa, Nematoda, Chromadorea, Rhabditida, Meloidogynidae. The record is from the annotation of a GenBank genome assembly.
AUGCUUCUUUUAUUAUUUUUACCCCAAUUAGUAUUGUCUAACAAAAUAUCCGACAUUCACUAUUCUGAUUUGGAUUUUUAUUCUCCCUCAGAUUCCCCCAAAAACAAUUGGACAGUAAAUUAUGGAAGUUGGUUAACCCUUCCUUCUCUAGAUUUUGCAGCAGCUGCAUAUUCGACUGAUCCAAGCCCUUGUUUAGAAAAACAUAAAGCAAAACUUGUUUUGCGCGUACAAGUGCCCUGUGAUGCUUUUAGAGACGAGUGUUGGGCAUUCAUUGCAAUUUCAAAGCAUUUUAUAAUAUUUAGUGUUCGUGGUACUCAAACACAAACACAAUUAAUUGUUGAAAUUAUUGAAUCGAUGACUGGUAGCAAAAUUUUAGAAAAAAUUUUUUUUGAAAAAUUCCUUCCAAUUUUAGCCCCCAAAAAGGAAUUCCCAGCAGGCGGUUCUGUUCAACAUUAUUUUUAUGAGUCACUUCAGGCAAUUUGGAAUGCUGGUUUUGGUACAAAAUUGGCAGAAUUGAAAAAACCUAAAGAAUUGUUGUUGGUGACGUUUGGACAGCCACGAGUUGGAAAUAUUGAAUAUGCAAAAUUACAUCGACGUCUAGUUCCAAAUUCUUUUAGAAUUGUGCAUAGAUAUGGUUUUUUUCUAAAUACUUUAGAAAUACUGUAG